UUCUUUGAGGGCGUCUGCAACUAAAGACUACAACUCCCAGUAGAAAAGCUUCACCAGGAAGUGGAAUCGUGAUGACAACACAUACAUGGACGUGUCGACAUGAAACUGGCAGUAUUUUUUAUUAGAAAACGCUGCUUUCUGGUUUAACCUCAUCGGGUUGAUAAUGAGAGGCGUUAGCGUUUAUAUUUUGUUGUUGUCAUGUUUGCUAUUAUUCGUAAAACCGUGCGCGUCAGAGCGAGCUGACAGGGAAAACUCGCUGGACCUGCAUGAGAGAGAUAACCACGGAGAGGACGUGGAACAGAAGGAUAAUGUUCCGGCUGAAAACACGCAAACGUUAACAAAACACGUAAAGGAAGACGAACUAGAUGCAAACAAUCCACAGAAGGAUGGACAGUCUGUCAGCAAGUCCAACGCCACCACUGACAACUACAGCAAUGCAACCCUCCACCCCUCAACAACUGCUGUCAAGCCGUCUACGCCACCACCCCCAACCCCUAAACCCAUUCUGCCCGUGCAGACAGGCGUCAAGGCCCAAGAAGAAGAGCAGUCCAGCGGGCUGACCAUAUUCUUCAGCCUGCUCGUUAUUGGUAUCUGCAUCAUAUUGGUGCACCUUCUUAUCAAGUUCAAGCUGCAUUUUCUUCCAGAGAGCGUGGCUGUCGUGUCCCUUGGGAUUCUAAUGGGAGGCUUCAUUAAGAUCAUCGAGUUCCAGGAACUGGCCAACUGGAAGGAGGAGGAGAUGUUCCGACCCAACAUGUUCUUCCUCUUGCUUCUGCCGCCGAUCAUCUUUGAAUCUGGAUACUCCUUACAUAAGGGCAACUUCUUCCAGAACAUUGGCUCCAUUACUCUCUUUGCUGUGAUUGGCACAGCUAUCUCUGCCUUCAUAGUUGGAGGAGGCAUCUAUUUUCUUGGGCAGGCUGAUGUCAUCUAUAAGAUGACCAUGACUGAUAGCUUUGCCUUUGGCUCGCUGAUCUCAGCCGUAGACCCCGUAGCCACAAUCGCCAUAUUUAACGCUCUCAACGUGGACCCGGUGCUAAACAUGCUGGUGUUUGGUGAGAGCAUACUCAACGACGCCGUCUCCAUCGUCCUCACCAAUACAGCCGAGGGUUUCUCCCGCUCGGAUAACUCCACAGUGACGGGAUGGGAGACCUUUGUGCAAGCUCUGGGUUACUUCCUCAAAAUGUUCUUUGGCUCCGCUGCCCUGGGAACCCUCACUGGUCUCAUCUCAGCUAUUUUUCUGAAACACUUUGACCUGAGGAAGACGCCGUCGCUGGAGUUUGGCAUGAUGAUCAUAUUUGCGUAUCUUCCCUACGGCCUAGCCGAGGGGAUCAAACUGUCCGGAAUUAUGUCCAUCCUGUUUGCGGGAAUUGUGAUGUCUCACUACACCCAUCACAAUCUGUCUCCUGUCACCCAGAUCCUCAUGCAGCAAACACUGCGCACAGUGGCCUUCAUGUGUGAGACGUGUGUGUUUGCCUUCCUUGGUCUCUCCAUCUUCAGCUUCCCUCACAACUUUGAAAUAUCAUUCGUAAUCUGGUGCAUAGUCCUGGUUCUUCUCGGCCGAGCAGUGAACAUCUUCCCUCUGUCAUUCCUCCUGAACUUUUUCAGAGACCACAAGAUCACGCCCAAAAUGAUGUUCAUCAUGUGGUUUAGUGGUUUGCGAGGUGCUAUUCCCUACGCCUUGAGCCUUCAUUUGGGCCUGGAGCCCAUUGAGAAGCGUCAGCUAAUCGGCACCACCACCAUCAUCAUCGUACUCUUUACCAUCCUCCUCCUCGGGGGCGGGACGAUGCCUCUCAUCCGCGUCAUGGACAUUGAGGAAAGUCAGUCGCGGCGUAAAAACAAGAAAGACGUCAAUCUCAGCAAGACACAGAAAAUGGGUAAUACCAUCGAGUCAGAGCACCUGUCAGAACUGACAGAGGAGGAGUACGAGGCUCAGAUCUACCAGAGACAAGAUCUGAAGGGCUUCAUGUGGCUUGAUGCUAAGUACCUUAACCCCUUCUUCACCCGGAGGCUCACACAAGAGGACCUCUUACACGGCCGCAUCCAGAUGAAGACACUCACCAACAAGUGGUACGAAGAAGUCCGCCAGGGACCGUCGGGCUCAGAGGACGACGAGGACGAACUUCUGUGAACACUUUGAGUUCAUACGAAAGAAAAAAAAAACAACAACCUGUGGACAUCAGUGUGUGUCUGUGAGCACACGCACUAAAUAAUUUGUUCACUUGCCACCAAGUUUAUGCUAGUGGGGUAUCAGAGCCCAGAGAAUUGUAACACUGGAUGAAGAAAAGAAUCUGUGAGGGAAUAAAAAAAGUUUAUUUUUUUUCUCAGCAUUUUGUUACUAGCUGAAGAAACUCACAGGGAAUGUGAACGUGUGCUCCACUGAUUUGCUGCACAGCGCACGGGGAACUCUCCGAGUACGUUUCUUCGUGAAGGUUUAUGCCUGAAGGGAAAGCAGCAGGGAAGCUGUGACGCUACUUUUCUAUGUAAAGCAAUACUAUAGCACCUUUUCUCUUCACAUUUGUAUUGCUGUUUGGCACUAGCUUAUUCAAUGUCUGCUGGAAAUUUAAAUUCACGUUGGGUGGUUGUUUAACACAAUGCUGCUGCAGGCAACAUUUUUUUGAAUAAGCCACAGGUUUGCGCAGUUUCCUGUUGAACUAAACUCAAUUAUCUGCCUCUCUACAUUUGUAUGCAUUAAUGAUACUGGGUAAAUUCACUAAAACCUAUUCAUGCAGAGUCUAUAUGAAUAUACUGAAGUUUAAAUAAAACCCCCGCCAGCAAGUAAGAGAUAAUAAUGUUGAAAAUGUUAAAAAGCUAUAUAUUGGGGGUGAGGAGUAAAUUCAAGUACGGUUCGAGUUUGAUUCCAUAAAAUGACCUUCUUCUGUUUAUUUUCAUCCUCUGUUGAAGAACCUGCCAUUACACUGUGUAUGAAGCUGAAAUUUAAAUAUUCCUUAUGUGAUUUUCUCUAUGGAUUUCUGUUAAACAGAUGGACACCAAUGAAUGUGGGAAAAACUGUUAAUGUUUAGUUUAUUUUUUCUAUUUAUUCUUAACAUAUUUAUGUGAUGUGUGUGUGGGAUAGUUGGCUCUGUAAGUGCCAUGGGAUUAAAUAAAAAUCAUCCUGUUUUCACUAAA
Molecule: messenger RNA, 3123 nt
Organism: Mugil cephalus (flathead mullet)
Lineage: Eukaryota; Metazoa; Chordata; Actinopteri; Mugiliformes; Mugilidae
Gene: slc9a8
Product: solute carrier family 9 member 8
Exons: 16
Coding region: 164-2125 (653 amino acids)
Biological process (GO): proton transmembrane transport; regulation of pH; sodium ion transport
Cellular component (GO): membrane; Golgi apparatus
Molecular function (GO): sodium:proton antiporter activity
Source: RefSeq, a predicted model, not a curated record